CCACCGGCGAAAGAACAAGAAUUUCUCUCGCCUUACUAUUUGUCUUCCGCAGAAAUAAAACUAUAUUCAAUUCCAUGACCGAAUUAAGAGUCACCUGAGCAAAUUGGAGGAAAUUGUGCGUCAUCGGAUGAGAAGUGACACAGAUGUUAUCUGCACGAGGAUAAAAGAUACUGCAGGAUCGCGAACGAAUUUUAUCGGAUGGAAUCUCGUCAAAUUGAUAGAGAAUAGCCGCAACACCCUCCGACCAUACCCGUCGAAAAUUGCGCCACGCCGCAUCGACAUCGUCAUGGCAACCGCAGGAUCUGUUAUUUGUCGCACAAAUACGCACCGAUCAACUGAAGAAGUGUAAGUGAAAACACCGUGAAGAUUAACUGCUGAUUUUUGCGCAUCGCUGCGGACAAGAGGGUUGGUCAGCCGCAGCAUGAAUGACUGUUUGUCAUUGAACGCGGCCGCCAGCCGCGUCGCUCACUUGGCGCGAGAAAAGGAGGAGAAGCGUGCCCAAGAUCGUCGGCGUCACCUUGUUUACCUUAUCGUUGCCUUUUUACGGGAACAAGGAUAUUCUAAUACCGCAGAAACUCUGUUCAAGGAAGCCCAGCUCUCCCGGGACAUUCACGUAUGCGACAAUAUCGAUCUGGAGACUAUCAUUCUUGAGUAUGUCGAUUAUUAUUUUGCCAAGUAUAACAGAUACCCCAAAUUAUGUAAGAAGGCGGAAACAGCCGGGAACACUGCACAAAAUGUCAGUUAUAAGAAAGAGAAAACCUCGAAGGUUUAUAAUUCAAAACAAGAGGAUAGUCGCGUCGCCGCUACCGUUGAGGAAUGUAACAAUGUGGGCAGAAAUAAAAUCGCGCAAAAACAAACCGCUUGCGCGUGGAACGAGCUGGAUUUUGGUCUCGUGGUGACGCCAAUCUUUCCCGCGGCAAGUGGCGAUCGAAUUGCCGUACAAGCGCCCGUGUCUGACGAAACUUUUGCUAAUAAUGAGAGACUACUGAAAUCUACCGGCGAUCUUUAUCCACUCGGCUCCGAGCUAAAAGAAAUCGCCGAUGUUAUAUCACAAGAAAUCGUACAGCAAAACUUGAACGUUCAUUGGAACGACGUAAAGGGACUGACAGAUUGCAAGAUGUUAUUGAAAGAAGCUAUAAUCUACCCUAUAAAAUAUCCGAGCUUAUUUAAAGGAAAGCUCGGUUUCUGCAAGGGUGUGCUGCUAUACGGUCCGCCGGGAACCGGCAAGACGAUGCUCGCGAAAGCGAUUGCUACCGAAUGUCAAUCGACAUUUUUCAACAUCACUUCCAGUUCCCUCAUCAGCAAGUGGAGAGGCGAGUCAGAAAAAUACAUUCGCGUGCUCACCGAUCUUGCCAAACACUACGCGCCUACAAUUAUCUUUAUCGAUGAGAUCGAUUGGACAACCACGAAGAACGCAGACUACGCCUCAUCGAGCUCGGAACCUGCUAGGAGAUUCCGAGCGGAAUUUCUCGCCCGAUUAGACGGAUUACUAUCAAUAGAGAAUACAAAUGUGAUACUGUUAGCAGCCACAAACGUUCCGUGGAACAUAGACAUUGCCUUGUUGAGACGUUUAGAAAAGCGAAUUUUCGUGGACCUACCUGAUGAGUUUAGUCGAUUGGAAAUAUUGCGGUUUUACGUGCAUGACGAUCUGCACGACUCACCAGAAAUGCUGAAACUUGCGCAAGAAACCGCGGGAUAUUCUUGUGCAGAUUUGAAAUUAUUGUGCAAGGAAGCGUGGAUUAAUCAAUUGCGGCCUGUUUGGGCGGGUCUUGAGGCCAGGACAAUUUCUGUGAAGGAUAUUCAAAACGACGGUUUGAUAAGCGCGAUGAAUUAUAUUAUCCUCGCCAAACAUAAUGUAAAACCCAUUGCAAAAUACAUGAGCACGGAAUAUAUGAAGUGGCACAAGGAAUUUGGGUCUUCUAAAUAAAUAGGGGAAGAUCGAGGAAGCUUUGUCGAUUGUAAUUAGAUGUAAACAUUUAUAAUAAUUAAAUCAACAUUUGCAAAAUAGAA
Messenger RNA from Linepithema humile (Argentine ant), 2010 nucleotides. RefSeq names its product katanin p60 ATPase-containing subunit A-like 2. The record is from RefSeq and is a predicted model, not a curated record. NCBI's taxonomy places the organism in Eukaryota, Metazoa, Arthropoda, Insecta, Hymenoptera, Formicidae. Gene Ontology annotation, molecular function: ATP binding; protein binding; ATP hydrolysis activity.